AUGAGUGGACAAUUUGAUUUUCGAGCUUUAUUAAUCAAAGUGCAAGAUCUUUUGUCCGAUGGAGAUCGUGUUCGUUUGCAUUUUCUCUUGGGUGACGAUAUACCUCGAAAUUUACGGGAUAAUCCAUCACUUAGUGGGACACUUUCGGUUCUUGAAUCUCUCUUCGAUAAAGACAUGAUCAGUGAGCAAGAUUGUGAUUAUUUGAUUGAAGCUUUCAAAAAAAUCCAUUGUUACGACGCGGCAAAACGACUUCAAGAACAUCAACGAGCGCAUACUCACAGACACGGGCGAAACUGUUCACUUCAACAUAUUCUUGUCGACGAUAGUGAAAACGAUGGGCAUAUGGCGACUGAUGAAUCGAUACUUCAAACUCAUGAAUACAGUGAAACUACUCCAGUGACAACUCAGUUUGAGCUUGAGCAGGAAGUUAAUCCAAGAUCACAAUUGUUCACGACGAUAUUCAGACAACCAUGUAAUAUUCGUGAAAUUAUUUUGACUAGUAUAGUUCUUCUCUUACUCCUGGCGCUCGUAUCGCUGAUCAUCUUCCGUAAGAAAUGUGUCUCAAGCAAAAACGAAACGUUUUUAGUUAGAGUAGGGCAAAUGAAGUGGGAACACGAAGGAAUAACUGUUGCUGGCGGGUAUGGAAUUGGAAGCGAACUAAAUCAACUCAAUUAUCCAUGGGGAAUCUUCGUCGAUAGAAACAAUUCGAUCUUUAUUGCCGAUUGUUUAAAUCAUCGUGUUAUGAAAUGGAAUUUAAAAGAAAAUCGAGGUGAAAUUGUUGCAGGUGGAAAUGGGCAAGGAAGUAAAAUCGAUCAAUUUGUUUGUCCGUCGGAUAUUGCAAUCGAUCAAGAAAAUCAGCUUUUAUACGUUUGUGAUCAUGAAAAUCGACGAGUUGUUCAAUGGUCAUUGACGAACAAAUCCGAUAUACAUAUCAUUAUUCCUAAUAUUGAUUGUUUUGGUGUAGUUAUGGAUAAUAGGCGUUAUCUUUAUGUUUCGAACCGGGUCAAGAAUGAAGUUAUUCGAUUGAAGCUAGGCGAAAAGAAAGGAACUUUAGUUGCUGGUGGGAACGGUAAAGGAAAUCGUUUUAAUCAACUCAACUAUCCUGGAUUUAUGUCUAUUGACGACGAAUAUGCACUUUAUGUGUCAGAUAUACAUAAUCAUCGUAUUAUGAAAUGGAAAGAAAAUGCUAAAGAUGGAAUUGUUGUUGCUGGUGGUAAUGGCGAUGGUAAUGGUCUGAAUCAACUAUCUUAUCCUCGAGGUGUUGUUGUUGAUGAACUGAAACGAGUUUAUGUCUCAGAUAACAUGAAUCAUCGAGUGAUGCAGUGGUGUAAAGAUUGCUCGAAAGGUGAAAUUCUUGUUGGUGGAAAUGGAGCUGGAAAAGGAUCACAUCAAUUAUUUUAUCCAACUGGUAUAGCAUUUGAUAGAAAAAGAAAUCUUUAUGUUGCCGAUAAUACAAAUCAUCGAAUUCAAAAAUUUGUAGUCGAUGAAGAAGAUACGAUUUGA
Molecule: messenger RNA, 1503 nt
Organism: Adineta ricciae
Lineage: Eukaryota; Metazoa; Rotifera; Eurotatoria; Adinetida; Adinetidae
Source: the annotation of a GenBank genome assembly